AUGGAAUCCGGAGGUACUAAACGGAGCAGCUCCGAAUCAUUUUUUCAGGUAUCGGUUCCCGAUCCGGAACCAACGGGUCAGUCGGAAUCAGAAGGAAAUCCUGCUGAUAUUGACGGAAAGGAGGAAACGACCCCGUAUGAUGGGCAGAAGGAGAUUGUGAAAGCACUGGAAGUGUUGGAGCGAGAUUCGGUAGCAAUCGCUGGGAGCUUCACCUCUCUAUUUUCUUCUCUCCGUUUAGUCCUCUCACAGGUAACCAGCACGUCGGUUGAUCAUAUGAAUUGCUUCAGUGAUGCAGCUGGUGGCCUUCAGGAAUGUGUGCUCGAUGCAGCGACAAAAGGAAAUCGGUACAUAAAUUCCUGUCUCAGAUUAAAUGAAGAAAUGAAAGGGAUUGAAAACCUUGCCUCACAGCUAAAAAUCCUCCGGAGGAAUGUAGAUGCAUUGGACUCAGAAGUGAAUAGGCUUGUUACCUUUCCAUGA
This is a messenger RNA of Fraxinus pennsylvanica, 477 nucleotides long. NCBI's taxonomy places the organism in Eukaryota, Viridiplantae, Streptophyta, Magnoliopsida, Lamiales, Oleaceae. The record is from the annotation of a GenBank genome assembly.